GGAAAUUUACCAUUGGUAGGAAUCAAGCAUUGCGUGCAAAAGAAAUUGAUCCCAAAGCUUUGAUUAUAGAGGCUUAUGAGAAAGGUCUGAUGAUUGCUGUAAUCCCAUUUACCUCAAAGAUUCUGGAGCCAUGCCAUUCCAGUUUAGCUUAUCAACCUCCCAACCCUUGGACUAUGGGGAUUCUAAGUUUGCUUACUGAGAUCUAUAAUCUUCCAAACCUCAAAAUGAACCUGAAAUUUGAUAUAGAGGUUUUAUUUAAGAAUCUUAGUGUAGAUAUGAAAGAAGUUAAACCAACAACUCUAUUGAUAGACAAGAUUCGUGAAGUAGAGGGUAAUCCAGAUUUUUCGAAUAAGGACAUAACUGCAGCUCAUCCACCUCUUGUUGAAAUUAAUUCAGGAUUAUUGCCUCCAUUGAGUCAUGUAGAAUUGCAAACUGAAGUCAAUAGUUCAUCUCAUCCGGCAGGCCAUCCAAAUGCAAUGGCUCAAUAUACUUCUGCACCACAUAUCACUUCAGGUUCCAUUUUGGAAGAAGACAGAAUUGGAAUUGUAAACGGACCUGAACUAGUUUCAUCCGUUCAGGGAUUGACUGAAGUUACUCCAUCUCCAUCACCUUCCCCUUCCCCUUCCCCUUCCCCUUCCCCUUCACCUUUUUCUCUGAAUCAGCUUUUGACAAUAAUUCCAAAUUCUGAGUCAUAUAUCAAUAUUAAUCCAAAGCUUAGUUCUAUGGGUUCAAACAUGCAGUUCCACAGAAUUAUUCAACUGGCAAUGGAUAAGGCCAUAAGAGAAAUUGUAUCUCCUGUUAUUCAACGAAGUGUUACAAUUGCUAGUAGGACAACAAAGGAACUUGUUUUGAAGGAUUAUUCCAUGGAAACUGAUGAUGGUGUCAUAUCUCGUUCUGCCCAUCUAAUGGUUGGAACUCUAGCUGGAAGCUUGGCUCAUGUGACGUGCAAGGAACCUCUUCGUGUAGCCCUUUCAAGCAAUUUAAGAGGUCUUCUUCAAGCUUUGAACGUGGCAAAUGAUCAUGUUGAACAAAUAGUUCAGAUCCUCACAACUGAUCAUCUUGAUCUUGGUUGCGCUGUAAUUGAGAAUGUAGCAUCAGAGAAGGCUGUUGAAUUGAUUGAUGGAGAGAUGGCCCCUGCAUUUGCUGCCUCGAGGAAACAGAGGGAAGCAUCUGGAUCUGCAUAUUUUGAUACCCUUUCUUAUGCACAAGGGCCACUUUCACGAAUCCCAGAGGCACUUCGUCCAAAACCUGGUCGCCUUUCCAUUCCACAACAGCGAGUCUAUGAUGAUUUUAUCAAGAAUAUUUGGCAAAAUCAGUCUGGUCAGAAUUCAACUACUUCAUCUCAUGGCCUUUCUAGUUUAGGCAGUUCUGUGGGUAAUUCUUCACUGCCACGUGUGUAUGGUGCAAGUUCUGGUAGCAUUAGUUCCAAUGUCUAUGUCACUUCUCAAGUAGCUCCUGUUAGCAUGACACAACCCUUCGACCUUACCUUGGAAGAGUCAGAUCGUGGUUCGGUACAACUUCCUAGUGUCUCCCCAAUUUAUGGUGCUGAUGAUAGUCUCAUGCAACAUGGGGUUGAAGUUAGUUCUAUGGUAGCUUCUGUUACUUCUGCUGAUCUACACAUGGUUGAUCCAGCAGUUGCAACCAAAGAUUCGACAAAUGUCUUAGCAUCAUCUUCUUCACCUGGUAUGGACCGUCUUGGAGCUGUUUUACCUGAAUCAUUGCUGAGCACUGGGGAGGCUUUGGAGAAAUACCUGCAAGUUGCUCAAAAGUUGGAAGCGAUGAUUACUGCUGAUGCCAGAGACAUGGAAAUUCAGGAAGCAGUUGCUGAAAUUCCAGAAAUCAUAUUGAAAUGUGAAAGUAGAGAUGAAGCCUCAUUAGCUAUAGCCCAAAAGGUUUUCAAGAGCUUGUAUGAAAAUGCAUCAAACACUCUCCAUAUUGCUUCACAUCUAGCAAUUCUAGCAGCCAUACGAGAUGUUUGCAAACUUGUUGUCAAAGAAUUGACAAGCUGGGUAAUUUACUCUGAUGAGGAACGGAAAUUCAACAAAGACAUAACUGUGGGCCUUAUUCGUUCUGAGUUACUCAACCUUGCCGAGUACAAUGUCCAUUUGGCUAAACUUAUAGGCGGGGGGAGAAAUAAGCCUGCAACUGAGUUUGCCAUAUCCCUUGUGCAAACUUUGGCUACUCAGGAACCUGGUGUAAGCAUGUCAGAGCUAUAUAAUCUCAUUGAAGCUUUGUCAAAGUUGGCUAUGAAGCCUGGGUCACCAGAGUCAUUGCAACAAUUAAUGGAGAUUGCUAAGAGUAAUGUAAAUUCUCCUUUAUCUUUGAACAAAGAAGAGAAGAUCAGGCAAUUCAAGGAUAAGAAGGGUCUUUCUGGAGUUUCCUUGACAAACAGGGAGGAGCUUGAUUCUAAUGAACCAUCACCUGCUGAUCCUGCUGGUUUCUAUGAGCAGAUUGCUACCUACUUUACUGAUUGGUGCCGAAUUUGUGAACUUCCCACAACAAAUGAAUCAACCUACAGUCAUUAUAUUUCCCAGCUGCAGCAGAAUGGUUUGUUAAAGGGUGAUGAUAUCACAGACCGUUUUUUUCGCGUGUUCACGGAGUUAGCUGUCACUUAUUGUAAAGUUGUGCAUGAACAACCACAGUUGCUAUCUUUUUUCUCAAUUGAUUCAUAUGCGAAGUUUGUGGUUCUUGUGUUAAAGUACUGUUCUAUGGAUCAGGGAUCAACUAAAUCUCUUCUGCUUCCGAAGAUUUUAUCUGUUACUGUAAGAACCAUCCAAAAGGAUGCAGAAGAGAAAAAACUUUCCUUCAACCCAAGACCAUAUUUCAGAUUGUUUAUCAAUUGGCUUUUGGAUCUAAUUACCCCCGACACAGUUGAUAGUGUCAACUUUCAGGUGUUGACAUCUUUUGCAAAUGCUUUCCAUGCAUUGCAGCCCUUAAAAGUUCCUGGUUGGAGCUUUGCAUGGCUUGAGUUGGUGAGUCACAGAAGCUUCAUGCCAAAACUACUCACGUGCAAUGGUGCCAAGGGUUGGCCAUUCUUCCAGCGCUUGCUUGUUGAUCUACUCAAGUUCAUGGAGCCAUAUUUAAGAAAUGUGGAACUUUCGGAACCGGUGCAACUGUUAUAUAAAGGGACUCUUAGAGUGCUUCUUGUUCUGCUCCAUGAUUUUCCUGACUUCCUCUGUGAUUAUCACUUUAGUUUCUGUGAUGUGAUUCCUUCAAGUUGCAUCCAAAUGCGAAACGUCAUUCUAAGUGCUUUCCCACGAAAUAUGCGGCUUCCUGAUCCAUCAACUCCCAACUUAAAGAUCGAUUUGCUUCCAGAAAUUAGCCAACCCCCUCGUAUUCUUUCUGAUGUAGAUAGUAUUUUAAAAGCAAAACAAAUCAAAGCUGAUAUUGAUGAGUACCUUAAGACAUCUGAAGUAUCCUCAUUCAUAAGCGAACUGAUUCCAAAAUUACUUCUUUCUCAAAGCGAAGCAAACUUGGCUGGGACUCCUUAUAAUGUACCAUUGAUCAACUCACUUGUUCUUUACAUAGGGAUGCAGGCUACACAAUUACUGCAGAACAAGUCUACUGCAUCCACCCAACAAGUGAAUCACAAUGGUCCAUUGGAUCUUUUCCUAGUUAGCACGCCUAGGGAGAUCUUUCAUAGUUUAAUAAAUAACCUGGACUCAGAAGGACGUUACCUCUUACUAAAUGCAAUCGCUAAUCAACUGCGAUACCCGAACAACCACACUCAUUACUUUUCUUUUGUCCUGCUGUACUUAUUCGCUGAGUCCAAACAGGACAGCAGCAUACAGGAGCAAAUAACUCGAGUGCUGUUGGAGCGAAUGAUUGUUAAUCGUCCCCAUCCCUGGGGCUUACUCAUCACUUUCAUCGAACUGAUCAGGAACCAGCGGUAUGACUUUUGGAAUUGUUCAUUCACGAGAUGUUCUCCAGAGAUUGAAAAGUUGUUUGAAUCCGUGUCGAGGACCUGUGUCGGCCCCAAAGCUAUGAGCGACGCAAUGGUAUCGGGUAGUAUUUGAGAUGGCAGCGGUCAUUGAUCUACAUGUAAAGUCUUUCAUAUGAAUCAAGAUAGCCACGAAGGCUGGAAGAACCAUCCUAGAAUUAUCGCCCACGAUAUCACUUGAAGGGUUUCUGAUUCAUUUUGAGAUUCAUUUGUAUAGAAUAAUAAAACCAUAAAAUUGUAAAUAAUAUUUAUGGUCUACAUUUGAAUUACUCGUAAUAAAACUUGUAUUAAGAUAAACUUCGAACCAUCAGAUGAAAUUAAUUUACUAA
Messenger RNA from Zingiber officinale, 4269 nucleotides. RefSeq names its product CCR4-NOT transcription complex subunit 1-like. The coding region runs from base 90 to 4016 and encodes 1308 amino acids. The record is from RefSeq and is a predicted model, not a curated record. The transcript has 32 exons. Gene Ontology annotation, cellular component: CCR4-NOT core complex; P-body. Gene Ontology annotation, biological process: nuclear-transcribed mRNA catabolic process, deadenylation-dependent decay. Lineage: Eukaryota; Viridiplantae; Streptophyta; Magnoliopsida; Zingiberales; Zingiberaceae. Gene Ontology annotation, molecular function: molecular adaptor activity.